AAGGGAAGCAGACGAGGGGGAGUCACGCUGCUUCUCAGUCUGGGCGCCGUCCUGGUUGCGCUCGUCGCUGUCCAGGCUGGGUUGUCUGGCUCGUCGUUGGACCUGGAAGCGUGAGUAUAUGACCUCGAGACAGAGGGCCGCCACUGACCAUCACCGCCUGCUUGUCUUCCUGCCUUUACAUUACAGAUGGAAGGUGAGAGACCAAAAGAGGCAGAGAAGGAAGAGACAGAUCCUAAUGACAACCAGGCGAAGCGCGUGCUCGUCCUGACGGCACACCCAGACGACGAGGCCAUGUUCUUUGCGCCCGCCAUCCUCGCCCUGACGCAGGCCGGCGUCAGCGUGUGGGCCAUGUGCCUCUCGACGGGCAAUGCCGACGGCCUGGGUGCGACCAGAACACAGGAGCUGCUGGACAGCUACGAGGUGCUCGGCGUGCCGCGCGACCGGAUCAUGUCCAUCGACGACAAGCGCCUCCAGGACGGCAUGCAGACUGCGUGGUGGGACCUGCUCAUCGUCGACUACAUUGACAAGUUCUACAAGCGUGCUGGUCCCUUUGAUUUCCUGCUCACCUUUGACGGCCGGGGCGUGUCGUCGCACCCCAAUCACGUUGCCUGCUACGACGCAGCUAAGGAACUGUCCACCUACACGCCCCACGACAAGUCCACCACUGCGAUCCGCGGGCCAAUCUAUGCGCUGAAGACCGUCUCGCCGGCGCCGCUCAAGUUCCUCGGCCUCGUCCAUGCGCUCCUCCAGGCCGGCGUCCACCGCAGUCGCAGCCGACAAACGCCCAACGACGAUGCCAACUUGCACUUUCUCUCCAGCCCGGGCGCAUACGUGCGCACGCUGCGUGCCAUGGCCAAGCACCGCUCCCAGCUCGUCUGGUUCAGGUUCCUCUAUGUCCUCUUUUCGAGCCACAUGUAUGCCAGUGCCUUUGACGAGGUCCUCCCUACCUCGGGAGUCGGAAAUUAGAAAUAAGAAGGACGAGACGGUGUUGCUCUCU
Molecule: messenger RNA, 997 nt
Organism: Acaromyces ingoldii
Lineage: Eukaryota; Fungi; Basidiomycota; Exobasidiomycetes; Exobasidiales; Cryptobasidiaceae
Product: LmbE-like protein
Exons: 2
Coding region: 187-966 (259 amino acids)
Biological process (GO): GPI anchor biosynthetic process
Cellular component (GO): endoplasmic reticulum
Molecular function (GO): N-acetylglucosaminylphosphatidylinositol deacetylase activity
Source: RefSeq, a predicted model, not a curated record